UGGGAUCGUCCACUCAUGAGGGAAACAUGGCGGCGCUGCUUCAACAAAAGUCUUAAAGCUGCUGAAGUACGUUUCAAAUUGACUUGAGCUAAGCUAACUCGGACCCGGAUGGACGCGGAACAAAUCACGGGGGUGUUCGGGCAGCUCUGCAGCCUCUCCACGCCUGUUUCAGCUCAUGUGAGUGAGGAGCAGCUGCCGGAGGUCCGAGUCUUUAAAGUGACUGCAGAGUGGAGUCAGAAUGAUCUGGUUCGAGGUUCCAGACUUCAGUACUCGCAGCAGUGGACUCUGAUUGCUGACAGCAACAACCACAAGAACAUCAGGACCGUCUUCCCAUCCGGACCAUGUGCUCCUGUGUCUGGGGAGUUAUUGAGUGAACUGUCACCCAUUCAGGGCCUGAGGGCUGUUAUCAGGGAGGCUGGCAGCCACCAGCUACUGGAGAUAUGGGACAGCCACGGCCUCAGAAAAGGCCUCAACCUGUCGGCCCUCAGCCUGCAUGGCAAAGUGUACGAUGAUGCUCAGUUUGGUUGCCUGUCGUGGUCGGAGUGUGAGAAGAAACUACUGUAUGUCGCAGAGAAGAAGAAGAAGAACUCUGCAGCAGAGAGAGUUUGUGAGGAGCCUGCAUGCAGGAAGGACCGGAGCGUUUACUGUGAGGACUGGGGGGAGGCUCUGACCAGUAAGAGCAUCCCAGUGAUCUGUGUGGUGGAUUUACAGAGCGGGGAUGUCAGAGCGUUGCAGGGCGUCCCAGCUGAUGUCUCACCAGGACAGGCUCUGUGGGCUCCAGACAGUCAAUCCAUAUUUUUUGUUGGUUGGUACCACGAGCCCUUCAGACUCGGACUGAAGUUCUGCUCCAAUCGCAGGUCAGCUUUGUUCAGACUUGAGCUGAAUGGACACUGUGAGCGUCUGUCAGGAGACAACCUGUCAGUGUCCUGUCCCAGGUUGAGUCCAGACGGGUCGGUGUUGAUCUAUCUGCAGGGUAAAGUGUUUGGUCCCCACAACCAGUGCCUCUGUUUACAGCAGCUGGACCUGAAGAGCAGGAACACCUCCACAUUGGUGGAUGUUGUCAACAGACCUCAGACUGGUGAUUUUGCAGGUGUUUAUGAAGCUCUGCCGUCCUGCUGCUGGUCUGCAGAUUCUCAGAGAGUCGUGUUCAGCAGCUCCUGCAGAAACUGGAAGGAUCUCUUUUUGGUUGACAGGAAAUCAAAACAAGUCACCUCCCUGUCUGAUACCCCUCCUGUUCCCGCUGAGUCUUACUUUCCCCCUCCUCCCCAUCCUCCUCCUUCUUUUCCAUCAUCUCAUCUUCAUCAGGAGCACCAGAGAGAGGUGGAAGACUCCUCAGAUUGUUUUAAACGUUACGGCAGCUGGAAGCUGGUGACAGUUCAGCGAGAUCUGAUGGUCGUCUGUUGCUCCAGCCCCAACACACCUCCCACCCUGAGGGUGGGAUUCCUCCCGUCGGAAGGGGAAGCUGUGAGCUGGCGAACUCUACAGCGGCCUGCCAUGACGCUUGACUUCCAGUGGACAAUUCUGGACGUUACACCUCCACCAGAGGAGGACAACACAAACUACUCUGGUUUAGACUUCAGUGCUGUCCUGGUUAAACCGUGUCCUCUCCUUCAUGAAACCAGAACACCCCUGGUCGUCUUCAUCCACGGUGGCCCUCACUCCCAGUUUCCUGCAGAGUGGAACUGCACCACAGCUGGACUGGUGAAGCUGGGCUUUGCUGUAUUGAUGGUGAACUAUCGGGGAUCCACAGGGUUUGGCCAGGACAGCAUUUUGUCCCUGAUUGGUCAGAUCGGGAGUCAAGAUGUAAAAGACGUCCAGACGGCAGUGCUAACUGCGCUGCAGAGCGACAAAACCCUCGAUCCCAAACGCGUUGCUGUGAUUGGUGGAUCCCACGGUGGUUUCCUGUCUUGUCACCUGCUCGGUCAGUAUCCAGACUUCUACAGAGCAGGAGCAGCCAGGAACCCAGUUAUCAACGUUGCCACGCUGCUGGGAACGAGUGAUAUAGUGGACUGGCGCUACACGAGUGCUGGGUUCCAGUUUGCAUUUGACAACAUCCCUACUGCUGAAGUCCUGGCAGUAAUGUUGGAGAAGUCUCCCAUCACACAUGCAGCAAAGAUCAAGGCUCCACUGCUGCUGAUGUUGGGUGGAAAAGACAGACGAGUGUCUCCUCACCAGGGUCUGGAGCUUUACAAAGUGCUGAAGAGCAGAGGUUCACCUGUCAGGUUGCUGUGGUUUCCAGAUGAUGGACAUUCUCUGUCGAGGUUGGACACUCAGGCCGACUGCUUCCUCAACACUGUGCUGUGGCUGAAGCAGCAUCUUUGAGCACACACACACACACACACACACACACUGCAGUGAAGCUGUUCUUCCAGUACUGAGCACUUUCAGUUGAGUGUUUUUACUCUGCCUUUGUAACAACAAAAGAAGGCCUGCUUUAUGUGAGCCUUGUUUUGUAAAUGCAUUGUAAUAAAAUCCUCCUCCCCACACACACACAAAAAAAAUAA
This is a messenger RNA of Austrofundulus limnaeus, 2504 nucleotides long. It is a transcript of the gene apeh2, whose product is annotated as S9 family peptidase. Gene Ontology annotation, biological process: proteolysis. Gene Ontology annotation, molecular function: serine-type endopeptidase activity. The transcript has 23 exons. The record is from RefSeq and is a predicted model, not a curated record. Bases 109 to 2322 code for a protein of 737 amino acids. Lineage: Eukaryota; Metazoa; Chordata; Actinopteri; Cyprinodontiformes; Rivulidae.